Messenger RNA from Rhinocladiella mackenziei CBS 650.93, 1794 nucleotides. RefSeq lists its product as uncharacterized. Gene Ontology annotation, molecular function: transmembrane transporter activity. NCBI's taxonomy places the organism in Eukaryota, Fungi, Ascomycota, Eurotiomycetes, Chaetothyriales, Herpotrichiellaceae. Gene Ontology annotation, cellular component: membrane. Gene Ontology annotation, biological process: transmembrane transport. The transcript is spliced from 3 exons. Bases 1 to 1794 code for a protein of 597 amino acids. The record is from RefSeq and is a predicted model, not a curated record.
AUGCGUGAUACAGUUGAGCACAAGGCUGCCGUAGAGUCUGAGAUUGAUGUCGCCCACCAAGAGCACCAUGAUCUUCCGGCAGGAUAUGAGGAUCCACACAAGGCUGCGCUCGAAGACAACCCCGAGCACGUUGAAAAGCUUAGUCUCUCCGUGAUCCUCUCUGCUCUUUUCCUUGGAACGUCCUUCACCGGUCCGAUCAUUUUCGGCUUCAUCCUUGCAACACCUAUACUCGUUCAACUGAGCCAGAAGCUGGGUGGUGAAAGCAUCGACUUUUGGAUACCGUCAGGUUGGGGCGCGGCUGCUGCUGUCGGUUUCUCGAUUGCAGGAAGACUGUCGGAUAUCUUCGGUCGUCGAUAUGUUAUUCUUACUGGUCAGCUCCUCACCGUCAUUGGCGGCGCUAUCGCAUGCAGUGCGCAGACUAUGAACCAACUCAUUGCGGGCGAGGUCAUUCUUGGAGGCUCCAUCGGGACAGUGUCGGUCGCCUAUGCUGGCAUCUCCGAAAUCCUACCAAACAAGUGGCGUGGCGCUGGUCUCGCCUGGACAGAACUCAAUCUUGCCAGCUGGGCCGUCGCCGGAACUCUCCUCUCCAAUGCACUCCUUUCCCACGCCAGCUGGCGAGUUAUGUUUUAUAUUGCCAUGGGAUACGGCGGGUUCUCACUCAUUGGCACCUUCUUCGUUUAUUUUCCGCCCAGCCACCCUCGUCCCGAUGGUUUGACCAGAUGGCAAGAAUUCAAGCAACUGGACUUUAUUGGCGCCGCCCUUUUCGUUGUCGGGUUGGCUGUUUUCUUAUACGGCCUGAAUUCCGGUGGCAACACUUACCCCUGGACAAGCGCGGGUACGCUGGCUCCUCUUAUUCUUGGUCUAUUCGUCUUCCUGGGAGCUUUCCUGUACGACUUCACGGUUGCCAACGAUCCCCUGUUUCCGUGGUACUUGUUCAAGAGUUUCCGCGAGUUUUCUGCACUGCUCAUGCUGGUCUUCGUAGCGGGCAUGGUGUUCUUUGCGGCCUCGGCACUCAACGCUGAAACCAUCCUUUAUCUGUACACGGCGGACCCCAUCAAGAUUGGUGUAUAUUCCAUUCCUUCUGGUGCCGGGCAACUUGUCGGUGGUGUAAUCAUACCCGGACUCGUGCAUUACAUCAAAUUUGUUCACUACCAACUCACCUUUUCCGUCUUCAUGCAGACCCUAUUCUUCGGUCUCGCCGCACUUAUCACUCCGCACAAUAUCAAUUGGGUCAUGGCCGUGCAGUUCCUCGCCAUGCUUCCGUUUGGUUGGAUCACCUUGAACUGUUACACCACAGCCUCCCUCCACGUACCUCAGCGGGAUCUCGGAGUCGCCAUUGGCUUGAUUGGCACGUUCCGUUCUCUUGGGGGAGCAGUGGGAUCCGUCAUUUUCUCGUCCAUUUUUGGGCAGGUCUCGGCUAAGCAGACCGUCGAGCGCAUUACUGAGACUGCUCUCAAGGCAAACGUGUCGGCCCCAACCCUUCCGGCACUGAUCGAGGCGGUCGAUUUGACACUUGUUGGUGUCCCCGGACAGGCUGCGACUGUGCCUGACGUUUCCUCGUCGGUCUUCUCAAAAUGUAUCGAGGCAGCUCGGCUUGGGUAUGCUUACGGCUUCCGUAUUACGUGGCUGGCGUCGAUCCCCUUCGGUGUCAUCGCCAUGGUUUGUGCGGUGGCUGUCCGUGACCCGUCCAAGUACUUCACCAACCAUGUUGAAAUUCAUCUUGAGAAGGAGAUUGGUGGUACUCGGCAUGUAAAUGAGACAAAGGGGGAGACGACAGAGGAUUCAUCUCGAUAA